This is a messenger RNA of Hibiscus syriacus, 2088 nucleotides long. Its product is annotated as trihelix transcription factor GT-2-like. NCBI's taxonomy places the organism in Eukaryota, Viridiplantae, Streptophyta, Magnoliopsida, Malvales, Malvaceae. The record is from RefSeq and is a predicted model, not a curated record. The transcript has 2 exons. The coding region runs from base 136 to 1839 and encodes 567 amino acids.
UCUGUUGACAUAUAUUUUCCUUUUCUGUUAAUUCAACUUUUUUUCCCUUUUGCCAUUGAAAGCUGUAAGUAAAAUAGCAAGCUCUUGCCGAGGAGGGGCCAAAGAGAGGAGUUGUCGCAUCCAAAAACGUCAUAUAUGCUGGGUGGUGGUGACACUAGUGGUACCGUUCUUGAAAGCAGAAGCGGCGCAGGCGGUGAAAGUGAUACCACUGCCGUUGCCGCUUCUACGGCUGCUGGCAUGGUUAGCUGCAGCGGAGGUCGUAACGGAAGCAAUGAAGCUGGUGGUGGUGCUGGCGGUAUGUUUGAUUCGAAUGGAAACAAUAGUAACAAUUCAGGUGAAGACGAUAGAGGUCGGGUCGAUGAAGGUGAGCGGACUUUCGGAGGCAACCGGUGGCCGAAGCAGGAGACUUUGGCACUCUUGAAGAUAAGGUCCGACAUGGAUGUUACCUUUCGCGAAGCUAGCACUAAGGGUCCACUAUGGGAAGAGGUUUCAAGGAAACUAGCGGAGCUUGGGUAUCAUCGAAGUGCCAAGAAAUGCAAGGAGAAAUUCGAGAACGUUUACAAGUAUCACAAGAGAACCAAAGAUGGACGAAGUGGUAAAACCGAUGGUAAGACAUAUCGGUUUUUCGAUCAAUUAGAAGCCCUCCAAAGCCAGCCUUCCAUUCAAUCAUCACCGCAACUAACGCCUGCAAUGGCGGCGGCAGGGACGACUAAUCUCCCAACUGUGCCCCAAGUCAAUGUUCCAUCCACAUCACUUACCGGUGUGCAGCAAAAUAUGGUACUUCCGAAUAUAAACGUUACAGUCCCUCCUUCCUUCCCAUCGACGACAACAAGCACUACAAUUCCGUCUUUCCCUAACAUUUCUUCGGCAGAUCUGAUGUCGAAUUCAACGUCUUCGUCCACCUCGUCCGAUUUAGGAUUAGAAGGUCAUAGGAAGAGGAAACGGAAAUGGAAGGACUUUUUCGAGAGGCUAAUGAAGGAGGUGAUUGAGAAGCAGGAGGAGAUGCAGAAUAAAUUCUUGGAAGCAAUCGAGAAACGCGAGCGCGAAAGAAUGGUCCGUGAAGAAGCUUGGAGGAUGCAAGAAAUGUCUAGAUUGAAUAGAGAACAAGAGAUAUUAAGCCAAGAAAGAUCCACUGCAGCAGCGAAGGAUGCAGCUGUUAUGGCCUUUUUGCAGAAGUUAUCCGAGCAGAAGCAGCAGCCACAGCAACAGCAGCAGCAUCGAGCUCUUCCAGAGCCAGUGUCGGCAGUGGCAUUGGCAGAUCCGCCGCCACCACCAGUUCCGCCACAAGGGGCUAAUUUAGAUGUGUCGAAGUCAGAUAACGGCGAUCAAAGCUACACACCGAGCUCUUCAAGGUGGCCUAAAGUCGAAAUCGAAGCAUUGAUUAGCCUGAGGGCUAACCUGGACGCAAAAUACCAAGACAGUGGUCCAAAAGGACCAUUGUGGGAGGAGAUAUCAGCAGAAAUGAAAAGGCUUGGCUACAAUCGAAACGCCAAAAGAUGCAAAGAGAAAUGGGAGAACAUAAAUAAGUACUUCAAGAAGGUGAAAGAGAGCAACAAGAAGAGGCCCGAGGAUUCAAAAACAUGUCCCUACUUCCACCAACUCGAUGCUUUAUAUAGAGAAAAGAACAAACAUGACAGCUCUAAACACAACCACAACUCAGUCCCACUGAUGGUACGCCCAGAGCAGCAAUGGCCUCCUCCUCCCCAGCCUCAACACGACCAUGUAAUGGAAGACAUGGAAAGUGAUCAGAAUCAAGACGAAGACGAGGAAGAAGAAGAUGAAGGGGGGAGCUUUGAGAUUGUUGCCAGCAAACCAGUUUCAAUGAACACAAAUGAAUGAUGCAUAUCAGAAAAAAAACCAACCUGAUUAGCACAAGAUGGUCAGAUAAACACCAAGAAUCAACCAUGUUGAGUUGAUGUCGUACCAAGUGGGACAGGGAUUCCGGCAAUGGUGAAAUGAAUUUUUACAGGUGAGUGAUCGAGCACACAUUGGUUGAGCUAGUCAGAGGAGCAUUUAUAUGUUUAUUUUUCAUUAUUAUUUAUUUUUUCAGAUAUAUAAAUAAGUUGAGUCUCAUUCCGCAUGAUAAUA